GUCUAAGCGCGUCGUUCGUUUUCAGUGAUACGAUUUCGUGUUUCUAAUUCGAACAGCGGUAAUUUAAGGACGAAUUUCUGCUAAAUGAUUCCCGACUAUUAUAUUGGUCAAUUCAAUGCACUUAUGAAAUUAUUGAAGUACGAAGCUCAUUAAAGGAAGAACGUAAACGGAUCUAACGAGGGGACCUAGACUAACAGCAGUUACAGUGAUCUGACCGUGUUCCAUGUCUCAUUAGUAAAAUGUCUUCCAAGGUUGUUCAAGAUGCUGUUCAUGGUUUAAUAGAGCUGGAGUCGCUAGCUGUACAAUUGAUUGACACUCCUGAAUUUCAGCGUCUUAGAGAAAUAAAGCAGUUGGGUAUUGCUUAUUUUGUUUUUCCAAGUUGUCAACAUUCACGAUUUGAACAUUCGAUUGGUACUUAUCAUAUGGCCAAAAAGUUACUUGAAAGUAUUCACAAUGAUCAAAAUUACUCAGGUCCAACUUUGAGCUCAGCAGAACAAUUGGCUGUAAAAAUUGCUGCCUUAUGCCAUGAUUUGGGUCAUGGACCUUUUUCUCAUUUGUGGGAAGAGUUCGUUAAGAGGGGCGGGCCAGAAUAUAGUGAGUAUAAUCAUGAGAAAAUUAGUGGACAUGUACUUGAUCAAAUUGUUCGUUCAAAAUCUACCUUACAUAGUGAGUUAAAUAAUCUUGGUGUUGAUAUGAAUCUUAUACACAGCCUGAUAGUCGGCGGUGAUACUGGUACUAUAUUAUCACAUCAGGCUUCAUUGAAGAAUAAACCGUUUAUUUAUGAGAUCCUUUCCAAUAGUUUAAACGGUAUGGAUGUUGACAAAUGGGAUUAUCUGCUUCGAGAUUGUCUGCAUGCUGGCUUAGGGGCUAGUGGAACCAGUGUGGAUAUUGAUAGAUUUUUAAGAUUUUAUCGACCGUUUUUGCAUGCUGAUAAAGACAAAGGUGAUGAGAAUGGAUCAAAAUGUUGGCAUUUAUCAUUUAGAGAUACAGAAUUAGAAAAUCUGCUUCGGACAUUUAGUUUACGACAACAUCUCCAUCAAAAAGUGUAUCAACAUAAAACAGUGACAUCUAUAUCAGCUAUGAUUAUUGAUGCACUUGAAUUAGUGGAACCUGUACUUAAUCUUCGAUCUAUUAGCAUGAAAGCAUUAAAAUAUCAGAAUGCAGAUAGUUUGAAUGAUUUCCUUAAACUUCAUGAUUCACUAUUGUGGGAUAUUUAUUACGGACGAGGAUCAUUAUCGAAGGUCACUGCAAAAGAGUUUCUACCUCAAAUUCAACAAGCUCAGCAUAUAAUUCAUCGUAUUUUAAAUCGAGAUUUGUAUACUUACAUUGAUAGUGUGUAUGAAAUGACAUACUAUGAACCUAUUAAUGAAAAUAACAGUCAACAAUAUUCCUCCUGUUCAGAACCUUUCCCUAAUUUAAUCAAUGAAGUAGCAACGGAAUCACUAACAUUACGAUCUAUGGGGUUAGGACUUGGUCCUAGAAAAAGUUUAUGCUAUGAACCGAUUUCACCCCACUAUAGAACAUUUGGUGUGACCUCAAAUAAUAAAAGGAAACAUUCCAAAGAAUCGAUUCUGAUGGGCAUAUUCCGGAAACUUCCUCAGGACUCGGGAAUCCGGGAUAUGGACGAUCUAUUGGUGGCAGAAUCUAGGUUCUCUUCAAACAGUACUCUCAAAUCUCCCAAAUUUUACUUUUACACGCGUUCGGGGAAUACUUUUACCUACAGCGAACCGUUGCGCGUUAUACGAGCAUAUCGUCUUUAUUGGCGCAGGAUUAAUCUUCCAUCAAAACAUGCAAUAUCACGACCUAUAACAUGCUUAACGGAAGCAUUUAACCAAUGGCAUCAAGAAAUGAUUGAAGAUAGACAUGAAGAAAGCGACCAGUCUGUUAACUAAUAAUAAGUACUACAAAAGUAGCAGAAGAACAAAAGCUUAUUGUUCUGCAAUAUGUAUCUACUACAAUUAAUUUUUGAUUGUUGCCAAAAUUAUGGUUAUAGAUGUUAUUAUUCAGAUCACAUUGCUUCACAAAAUGUUAAAUUUGUAAAUAGGUAGAUUGAACUUAAAAAUACAUUUUAUGAAAAGC
Messenger RNA from Schistosoma turkestanicum, 2079 nucleotides. NCBI's taxonomy places the organism in Eukaryota, Metazoa, Platyhelminthes, Trematoda, Strigeidida, Schistosomatidae. The record is from the annotation of a GenBank genome assembly.